This is a messenger RNA of Pteropus alecto (black flying fox), 2722 nucleotides long. RefSeq names its product aminoadipate-semialdehyde dehydrogenase (gene AASDH). Gene Ontology annotation, biological process: amino acid activation for nonribosomal peptide biosynthetic process. The record is from RefSeq and is a predicted model, not a curated record. Lineage: Eukaryota; Metazoa; Chordata; Mammalia; Chiroptera; Pteropodidae. The transcript has 13 exons. The coding region runs from base 235 to 2700 and encodes 821 amino acids. Gene Ontology annotation, molecular function: protein binding.
GGAAGGUUUCCCAGAGCCGGAGCCUCCCAGACACCCCGCGAUCCGUGCGACGGCUGUCUUUACAGCUUGCGGAGACAGCGUUUUCGAGGUGUCUGGGGUCUGUCUGCUGGGGGUUUGGAUAGGGUCGGACCUCCGGCCCACCCACAGGCCCUCUGAGUCGGUUGCGGCAGGAGGCGGUGUCCAGCAGGGACUUGUGUGAAGGAGACGAGAGUUCUCUGCUACCAAUGAUGUUAAAUGAACUUCAGUGAAAUGACUCUUCAGGAACUGGUACAUCAGGCUGCCUCCAUUUAUUCAGAUAAAAUAGCUGUGUGUUUUGAUGAAUGCAAUGACCAGUCUCCAAUUUAUUACACCUACAAGACUCUGCUGAAUACCGCCUCAGAAUUAUCAGAUUUUCUGCUAUUACACUGUGACUUUCAAGAAAUUCGGGAAAUUGGUCUCUACUGCCAUCCUGGGAUAAACUUACCCUCUUGGAUUUUAGGAAUACUCCAAGUCCCUGCUGCUUAUGCUCCUGUUGAUCCAGAUGCAUCACCAGCAUUAUCAACUCAUUUUAUGAAAAAAUGUGAUCUAAAGUAUAUUCUUGUUGAAAAACGGCAAAUUAAUAAAUUCAGAUCUUCCUAUGAAACAUUAUUGAACUACGAUACAUUUACAGUAGAACAUAAUGACCUAGUACUAUUCAGACUUUACUGGAAAAAUGUUGAGGUGAGCUUGAUGCUAAAUGAUAGAAAAGAGAAAUAUGAAAAAGUGACAGACGGCACGAGUUCUGAGAACAGCAAAGAAGAAAAGUCAGAAGAGCACAUGGAUGUGAGGCUGAAGCAUUGUUUGGCCUAUGUUCUUCAUACAUCAGGCACCACAGGGAUACCUAAGAUUGUCAGAGUCCCUCAUGCAUGUAUAGUGCCAAACAUCCAGCAUUUUCGGGUACUUUUUGAGAUCACACAAGAAGAUGUUGUAUUUCUGGCAUCACCUCUGACUUUUGAUCCCUCAGUUGUGGAAAUAUUUGUUGCUCUAUCAAGUGGUGCUUCUCUGCUUAUUGUACCAACCUCUGUCAAAGUGCUCCCAUCAAAAUUAGCUGCUGUUCUCUUUUCCCAUCACAGAGUGACUAUUUUGCAGGCAACACCAACAUUGCUUAGAAGAUUUGGGUCUCAGCUUAUCAAGUCAACUGUUUUAUCAGCCAGUACUUCUCUUCGAGUGUUAGCCCUUGGUGGUGAGACAUUUCCAUCACUGACUAUUCUCAAAAGCUGGAGAGAACUAGGCAACAGGACUCAAAUAUUUAAUGUUUAUGGUAUCACAGAGGUUUCCAGUUGGGCGACUUUUUACAGGAUUCCAGAGAAGGUUCUCAACUCUACUUUGAAAUGUGAAUUGCCUGUACAACUGGGAUUUCCACUGCAUGGAACAGUAGUUGAAGUGAGAGAUACUGAUGGUUUCACGAUUGAAGAAGGCAAUGGCCAAGUAUUUUUAGGCGGCAGAAACAGAGUAUGUUUUCUUGAUGGUGAAAUGACAGUACCACUUGGCACAAUGAGAGCCACAGGAGACUUUGUGACUGUGAAAAAUGGAGAGAUGUUUUUCUUAGGACGAAAGGACAGUCAGAUCAAACGUCAUGGCAAACGUCUUAACAUUGAUCUUGUGCAACAGGUUGCUGAAGGACUUCGGCAAGUGGAGUCUUGUGCAGUUACAUGGUAUAAUCAGGAAAAAUUAAUUCUGUUCUUGGUGUCCAAAAAGGAGUUAGUAAAGGAUUACAUCUUUAAAGAACUGGAGAAACAUCUUCCAAAUUAUGCAAUCCCGGAUGAGCUUGUGUUGAUUGAUUCUCUACCAUUCACAUCUCAUGGUAAAAUAAUUAGGCUAAAGAAUUGUCCAGUGACAUCUAAAUCUCAUCUUUUAAUUUGUUUCCCAACAGGCUGUUAUAACGGGUUAAUUUAUGUUCUGAAAAGUCAUAAUGGAGAAAAAUACUGGAUGUUUACUACUGAGAAUGCUGUCAAAAGCUCAGCAACCGUGGAUCCAACCACAGGACUCCUUUACAUUGGAUCUCAUGACCAGCAUGCAUAUGCUUUGGAUAUUUAUAAAAAGAAGUGUGUUUGGAAGUUAAAAUGUGGAGGAACUAUCUUUUCUUCACCUUGUUUGAGCUUGAUUCCACAUCACUUGUAUUUUGCUACUCUGGGAGGACUUUUACUGGCUGUACAUCCAGCCACUGGGAAUAGAGUUUGGAAACAUUCCUGUGGGAAACCACUCUUCUCCUCUCCACGGUGUUGCCUACAGUUCGUUUGUAUUGGCUGUGUAGAUGGGAAUUUACUUUGCUUCACUCAUUUUGGAGAACAGGUUUGGCAAUUCUCUACCAAUGAACCAAUCUUUUCAUCCCCAUGUACCUCCACAUCAGAGCAAGAAAUAUUUUUUGGUUCCCAUGAUUGCUUUAUCUACUGUUGUAGUAUGAAAGGUCAUCUCCAAUGGAAAUUUAAAACUACCUCAAGGGUAUAUUCAACACCGUUUGCUUUCCAUAACCAUAAUCGUAGCAAUGAAAUGUUACUGGCAGCAGCAUCUACUGAUGGGAAACUGUGGAUCCUGGAAUCUAAGAGUGGACAAUUGCAAACUGUGUAUGAACUUCCCGGAGAAGUUUUCUCUUCUCCCGUGGUCUGGGAAUCAAUGCUUAUUAUUGGAUGUAGAAAUAAUUAUGUUUAUUGUCUGGAUCUAUUGGGUGGCAAUAAAAAGUAAUCAAGUACAGUCUUUAUUGGAA